Molecule: messenger RNA, 1253 nt
Organism: Coregonus clupeaformis (lake whitefish)
Lineage: Eukaryota; Metazoa; Chordata; Actinopteri; Salmoniformes; Salmonidae
Product: 2-acylglycerol O-acyltransferase 1
Exons: 6
Coding region: 117-1127 (336 amino acids)
Biological process (GO): triglyceride biosynthetic process
Cellular component (GO): endoplasmic reticulum membrane
Molecular function (GO): diacylglycerol O-acyltransferase activity
Source: RefSeq, a predicted model, not a curated record
GUUAGAGCUGCUAAGUAUAAAAUGAUUUUGUCAAGGACAGGGGCAUAAGAUAGUGACCCUUCCCCUGCUCUGUUCCCCUUAGAUCCUUUUAGAACCCGGGAGUGGGAACUGUAGACAUGGUCAAGAUAGAGUUUGCACCCUUGAAUAUCCCGCUCAACCGACGUUUACAGACAGCUGCAGUUCUUCAAUGGGUCUUCUGCUUUCUCUUUGGAGCGCAGUGUUCUUUUUGUGUGUACGUUGUGAUCGUAUUGAAUGGAUACUGGCAAGUGGCUGCUCUGUAUGCCCUGUGGCUCUACCUGGACUGGGACACACCUCAGGCUGGGGGCCGCAGGUCUGACUGGGUACGCCACUGGACCGUGUGGAAACACUUCAGAGACUAUUUCCCCAUCCAUCUGAUUAAGACAUGUGACCUGGACCCAGAGAGGAACUACCUGAUGGGGUUCCAUCCUCACGGAGUCCUGGUCGCCGGAGCGUUUGGGAAUUUCUGUACUGAAUACACAGGUUUCCGGGCACUCUAUCCAGGAAUGACUCCUUACCUGCAUACCCUAGGCAUCUGGUUUGGCUUUCCAUUCUUCCGGGAGUACCUUAUGUCCUCAGGGGUUGUCUCUUGUUCCAAGAAGAGUCUUACCCACGUGUUGAGCCAGAAGGGAGGGGGCAACGUGUCAAUCAUAGUGAUUGGCGGGGCGGCAGAGUCCCUGGAGGCCAGGCCUGGGAGCCUCGUCCUGGAGGCCCUCAACAGGAAGGGCUUCGUCAAGAUUGCUCUCAGGUGUGGAGCUCAUCUGGUGCCAGUGUUCUCCUUUGGGGAGAAUGAUCUGUUUAAUCAGCUGAAGAACCCGAAGGGCUCCCUGGUCCGUACCAUCCAGGAGGGCAUGAGGAAGACCCUGGGCUUCAGUCUGCCUCUGUUCCACGCCCGGGGGGUCUUUCAGUACAGCUUGGGCUUCAUGCCCUUCAGACAACCCAUCUACACCAUCGUGGGAGAGCCCAUAGUGGUGGAGAGGAACGUGAGCCCCUCGUCAGAUGAGGUGGACAGGCUGCAUGGCUGUUACCUGGGGGCGCUGGCUAAGCUGUUUGAGCAGCACAAGGCUGAGUACGGGAUCCUAGAGCACCAGCACCUCAUCUUCACCUGACCAGACCAGCACUACACUGUAGGAUUGGACCAUUCAACCAGCUCCUGACCCAUACAGACAUUCAAACAAACAUAAUGAAAAGUGCACUACCGUUCAAAAGUUUGGGGUCACUUAGAAAUGUCCUUG